Tilletiaria anomala UBC 951 is the source of this 1186-nucleotide messenger RNA. RefSeq lists its product as uncharacterized. The record is from RefSeq and is a predicted model, not a curated record. The transcript has a single exon. NCBI's taxonomy places the organism in Eukaryota, Fungi, Basidiomycota, Exobasidiomycetes, Georgefischeriales, Tilletiariaceae. Bases 210 to 1130 code for a protein of 306 amino acids.
GCAACAACCACCGCAAAGCUUUUCUCGCUCGUGACUGCUCGGUUGGACAUGCGCUGCGUCAUAUAAAGGUGUUUAUCUGGCUCGGUCGGGCAGCAACUUCAGCAUACACCCGCAUACCCUUCCAUCGACGGACACAUACCCCUACGUCUGUGAAUUUUCCCUUCGAUACCUCGCCCAGCGCAACGCUGCUCCUUCCACAAUCUCCCAAGAUGGUCCGCGCGACACGCUCACUUCUUGUCGCAGGCGGCCUUUCCCUGCUCGCCUUGGGUGGCUCGGCGCUGGCGGCGGCAAACGCCUCCGACCCGGCCACAUACCAGACCAUGGCGUCGACGCUGCUCGAAUUCCAAGGCGCAGACAUAACGCCGGCCAUCGUCCCCGAGGAGCUUCUCUCGCUCUCCGGCGCUCUGCAGGUCGCGUUUGGCAACCUCACCGCCGAGCUUGGCAGCACGGUCCCGCUCUCGUCGGACGCCGCGUCCUCCUCCUCAGCGCUGCUUGCACAGAGUCCCGCCAUGUCGCUCAAUUACACCCAAGCCGUCACGCAGCAGGAGCUUUUCUGGUCACAACUGUUCACCGUCAUUGCCUUUGACGCGGCCUACCCGGGUGUGUCCGCGAUCAAUGGGACGGUCGCGGUGACGCUCCAGUACCUCUGCAACAACAUGACCGUCGUCAACGGUGCGCUUCGCAACAUGACUUCACCUGUGCAGGCGUGGACCGCGCCGAACGUGACUGACGGCAGCGGUCCGCACCGGUUCGUGCAGCUCGUCGUUGCCCAGGGUUCCGACUUUACGCCGCUCCCCGCCGCGCAGCUGGCGAGCGGGGGCAACUUCAGCCUGGCAGACUACGUCGCGCGCACGCGACUCGGCAAGGUCGUCGCGGCCAAUUACUUUGUCGUCGAGAACGGCACGCACAUCGCGCCCGGCAUCGACCUCAAGCCGACCCAAGCGGUGCCCAUGCAGAGUGUCCUCGCCAAGGCGACCAGCAUCUCGGCCAGUAUCAUCGCAGAGGGCACACGCUCCGCGCAGCUCAAGGCCGCCAGCGCCGCGCACCGUGCGCAUAGUGCCAGCGGCGCACAGGCUGUCGCGCUCGUUGCCGUCAUCGCGCUCGCAUCCGCGCUCGCCGUCUUCGCAUAAAGGCACGCCGCUCGUCCCGGCUCGUUCUGUCUACCACCGCUUGCAUCUUCUGUAUC